UGGUGAGCCUCCAAAAAGACACUCUAUCAUGGAGCCAUGGGUAUAUCUAGACCAGCGUCAGAAAGCUCUGUAUCGAGAUGUUAUGCAAGAAAGCUAUGAGACCCUAAUGUCUCUUGGGAAGCGGGGACUGAAGCCUCAUCUGAUGGCAGAGAGCAGGAGAGCAAGAAUAGCUGCCCAGGAAGCUCUUUUCCGGCUGCUCGCUGAUCCUGCUAAUCAAUUGCUGAACAACAAUAACCAUGAUGAUGAGGAGGAGGAGGAGGAGGAAGAGGAGUCUGAAGGCCCGGAAGAGUUGCGGCCAGGUACGUCUCAAAGCGCACCCAGAAGGGUCAAGCCCUUGACGAGACGGGUAACUCCCAAGCAGCCAAAGAUCAUUCCAGUGGUGAAGAAGGAUAAAGCCACCCAGCGUGGUCACGCACUGAAAAAGAGUCUUGAGAGACGUUGCUCAGAUUGUACGAGGACCCUCCAUUCCAGUGGCAGAGGCCGCCAGCGGAGUGAAGCGAACGCUGCUCGGGAGAAGCCAUUCCAGUGCACCGAUUGUGGGAAAUGCUUCAUAUGGAGCUCCCACCUGGAGCGCCACAGGCGGAUGCACACCGGGGAAAAGCCCUUCAAAUGCCUCAACUGCGGGGAAGCCUAUAGCCAGAAUUUUCACCUCUUGCAGCACAGCUGUGCCCAGCUGAUUGAAAAGCCCUUCAAGUGUCCUGAGUGUGGGAAACGCUUUGCCCAGAGCUCAGCCCUGGAGAAUCAUCAGAAGGGCCAUACAGCAGAGAAGCCCCACAAGUGCUCUGACUGUGGGAAAUGCUUCAUCUGGGCUUCCCAUCUCGAGCGGCACCGGCGGGUCCAUACCGGAGAGAGGCCUUUCAAGUGCCCUGAGUGCGGAGAGUCGUAUAGCCAGAGUGCACAUUUGGCCAAGCAUCGGCGUAACCAUAUGGGCGAGCGCCCUUACAACUGCCCUGCCUGCUGGAGAAGCUUUGCUCAGAUCUCUGAGCUGGAGGAACACAAGAAGACCCAUCUGGGCUGUGAGGACUGUGGCAAGGUCUACCGGAGUCGGCAGACCCUGAUGCGACACCAGCGGGGACACCACCGUGAACGCACCCAUCUUUGUGAAGAAUGUGGGAAAGGGUUUGUGUGGGCCUCCCACCUUGAGCGCCACCGUCGGGUGCACACUGGGGAACGCCCAUUCCCCUGCCCCAUCUGCGGGGAGAAGUUUGCCCAGAAGGUCCAUCUCCUUCAUCACAACAAGACUCACUCUCAUGCCCGGCCAUAUAAAUGUGGGGACUGUGACAAAUGCUUUGGGGACAGUUCUGCUUUCCUAGCUCAUCAGCGGGGUCAUGCCAUGGAGAAGAACCACAAGUGCCAGUAUUGCUCCAAAAGCUUUGCCUGGAGCUCCCACUUGGAAAGGCAUCAGCGUAUCCACACAGGAGAGAAACCCUACAAAUGCCCCGAUUGCCCUGAGCACUUUAGCCAGACUUCCCAGCUCUUCAAGCAUCAGCGCAGUCACCUAGGCAAGAGGCCGUACAAGUGCAGUGAAUGUGGGCGCAGCUUCAGCACCACCCUGGAAGUCAUCAUCCAUCAGCGGACCCACUUUGGGGCCAAGCCCUUCCGGUGCUCCAGCUGUGGGAAGGGGUUCACCCGUCGAGCCAACCUGCUCAAGCAUCAAAGGAGUCAUGUUAAGGAGUCCCCUAAGGAACAUUUAAUUGAACCGAAAUGUGAAGGGAUAGGUUCUCCGGUAUUUAACAAUCGAGAAUCCAUGCAAGAGAAGGCUGUUGCAAUGUUCUGAGGUGGUGGAAACUCCAGUACUUGCUCAGCAAUUGCAACAGGACCAGGUGCUAUGAACAUGGAGGAGAGAGGAAUGUUUUAGGAAUCACCCAGGACAGUUGGAAGCUCACAGAAAAGUCUUGGUGGAGAAGUAUGGCAGACACCAGCACAUGAAAGAAGAUCUGUCAAGGUGACAAUAAUAACCAUGUCCAUUGGUAAUGAGGAUCCUGAUGUAGAGUCCAUGUGGAUGACUUUAUUUCACAUUUAGUUGAUACUGUACAUAUAAAUAUGCCCCAAAUUUGGGGAAAGAGCUUUAUUUACUGUUCAUCUUUACCUUAUACAUUGGAAGCCUUGCCUUGGAUAGACCAAUUCUCUACCCCCACAAUCCUUUUUAUUUUGAAACUCUGGAUAAUGAAGCUUUAACAAAUGCUGAAGACUGACCUCCAGACCUUAAUAUGCCUGACUGAGACUUUAAUAAAUGCUGUGGAAGUCUGCAUGGGGGGCUGAAAAUGAACAUUUUUAAGCCUCUUGAAUGUGGAGAAAAAGCUUUAUUGACUUAUCUUAAAGAACCUAGACAUCUGAGGCCCUGUGCUGGCCAGUUGUAUUUUAGUGAAUAUCAUAAAGAUUAGAUGGUACUGUAGUACCUGAAUAUCCAGAGACUUAAUAUCAAACUGUUGCAUUCUUGAUACACUGUGGGGGGCUACAUGGGCAAAUCCCUCCCUAUUUUAUUUUUUCUUGGUUCUUGGAAUCCUAGCUGUUUAGUUUCUGCUUAACUAGUUUGGAGAGAAGAUGUCAUCCACACCCAGAAAUACCUGGAUUUCUUUUCCAACAUUAACUAGAGAAUGGAAACACUUGACCCUUCUUUAGCAGUUGGGAGUGUUGGCUUAAUGAGCCCCAGUCCACCUGGAUACAUUUGGUUUUGGUGCUUUAACCUUGGGAGUUCUUGACAGAUUGGUCACAGGGGUUCACAUGCAGGGAAGUGGGAUGGGUUAACCAAGGGAACCAUGGGGGAAGUCAGCACAGUUGGGGAUGAGAAUGCCAAAGGGUGCAGCGUAUGGAAGGAAGGAAAUAGAUAGGUUCCAAAAAGAUCCAGAUAUGGGAAUGAGGAACACAUUUGUGGAUAGUCUACGGAUGGUGGAAGAAGUUCAGAGGUGCCAGUCUUUUGUUUUUCAAGAAGGUUAGAAGCUGGUUUCAGGCACUGAUCCUGUGUCAGCUGUGUAAUUUUUGUUUCAGAAUUAUGAGUGACAUUUAUGAAGGGCAUAUCCAGGAGACCUUGACAAACACCACCUUGUGCUAUAAAAAGGAAAGGAAAAAGGAUUCCCAGAAAUCUUGGAUUGUGCAAGUGUAAGAGGAAAAGAAAGCAGAAGAUGAGUUUAAUCUGGAGAAAAGCAGGCUAGAAGUGUAGUGAAAGCGGCACAAAACUCAAUGGGAGGGAGGGAAGAGCUGUGCAGGGUUAAGCUCUAGGAUUUACCACUGAAGCAUGAUGUCACUGCGGUUGGGGAGGAGAGAUGGAAAAAGGCCUUGCUGAAACAUGAAGUAGCUUGGAGUUUGAGAGAACUUGCUUGGGAAGAUAGGUGAGGGCUUACUGCUCACUGAGGCUAUGGAAAGUGGAACUCUGUGCAUCAGGGAGGACUAUAGGCAUGGAGGAUGGAUUGGAGGGUUCUCAACCAAAUCCACCCUUGAGUUCUGAUGGCUGGCGAAGGCUACCCUAAGUCUGUAAGGCUACGAUGAAAAUGGAGAGAGGGUUGUCUUCCCAGUUGCUGAAGUUGUGAAUUGUUAUUUACCCAGCUGCUGUACUUUCCUCAGAUCCUACCUCAGAUUCGUGUUCUAGAUGACAGGCUGGAAGAAUCCAUCUUGCCCUGCACCCUCCGUGGCAUGCUGACAGAAGAGAUGCCCAAAGUGGGAUGGAAGCCUGACCCUGGGGAGAGUUCAGUUUACUGUAAACAUGCUGCGAUUCUGCACGUUGGGGCACUCACUUCCACAACACUCUUUGAAACACCAAAUCAGAGGAUUAAUGUAGAUGGAUGAGCCCUGGUGUUUUAGUAUAAGGUCUCUGUAACCCAGUCUGUUUCUGUCUAUGCUUCCCAAACAAUUUCCUUUGUUAUGCUAUCACGUUUCCUUCAGAGGUUUAUUUGCUUUAUUGCUUUUGGGGUACCUGUUUGACAUCAUAUGCUUCUCCUGAUUUUGUUCUUGUCCCCUUCCCCAAAACCUUAUUUGUUUUUGUCUAAAGCAAGCAUCUUUCUGUUUUAGGACUUCUUUUCCCAAAUGACUAAUAGAGAUAAAAGAGUUUCUAAUAUCUGAUUUUCUUUGUUGAUGGUUAGGAGUAAUCAAGUAAAAAAAAAAUUGUA
Molecule: messenger RNA, 4103 nt
Organism: Python bivittatus (Burmese python)
Lineage: Eukaryota; Metazoa; Chordata; Lepidosauria; Squamata; Pythonidae
Source: RefSeq, a predicted model, not a curated record